Messenger RNA from Daldinia decipiens, 1485 nucleotides. RefSeq names its product cytochrome P450. Gene Ontology annotation, molecular function: monooxygenase activity; heme binding; iron ion binding. NCBI's taxonomy places the organism in Eukaryota, Fungi, Ascomycota, Sordariomycetes, Xylariales, Hypoxylaceae. The coding region runs from base 1 to 1485 and encodes 494 amino acids. The transcript is spliced from 4 exons. The record is from RefSeq and is a predicted model, not a curated record.
AUGGAAGCUAUCUCCAGCUUGCUAUCCUGGCAGAGCAUUGUCGCUACCAUCGUCCUCUACUAUGUGACGCUUGCGCUGUACCGGCUGUAUCUGCACCCUCUAGCCCGAUUCCCUGGCCCCAAACUCGCGGCCGUGACGCGAUUGUACGAAGGCUACUACGAUCUUUACCGGAGUGGCCAGUAUACCUUCAAGAUUGCAGAACUGCACAAACACCCCUACGAGCUUCACGUGAACGAUGCAGCUUUCUUCGACACUCUCUACAGCCGUCAGGAAGGAGUAUGGCACAAGUACGAUUGGUCGGUCGAUGCCUUCGCGACUAAAGGCGCCACUAUCUGGACGGCCGAUCACAUCCUCCACAAGAACCGUCGUCUGCCACUGAAUCCCUUCUUCUCCAAGGUCAAGGUGUCGAACCAGCAGGAUAUGAUCAUGAGGCAUGUCCAAACGCUUUCAAGCAGAUUAUCGGGCUUUGCUGCGUCUCAGAAGACCGUAGACCUCGGCGCCGCAUUUACUGCAUUUGUGCGAGAUGUUGUCAACGAGUAUAUAUUCGGGAAGCAUUAUAAUGAUCUUGGGAAGGAGGACUUUGAUGCCGGCAUGGUGGUCGCCGCCCAGGCUGGCGGCCUUUUGUGGCGUACCACCAAGUUUAUACGCUUCUUCGGUCCCUUGAUGCGGUCCAUUCCGCCGCAGUGGAUCAUGGCAGUAUCCGAUCCUGUCAUGAAAGACUUCUUCCGCUUCAUGAUAAUUUCUAUGAAUGAUACCAAGAGCUUCAUGAAGGCGGCAAUAUCCCCAGAUGAUGACGGCCCACGCACAUUGGUCCAUGAAAUCAUGCAAUCCAAGCUUCCGCCCCCAGAGAAGUCAUUUGAAAGAGUAUUUGAUGAUAUGUCCACCACAACUGGCGCUGGCUUCGAGACGACGGCUGCUGUUAUACGAAUCGCAGCCUUCCACGUCUACAGUAACCCCAAUAUCCUCCAGAAGCUACGGGCCGAGCUUGCUGCUGCUGCCCCCGACCACGACUUGAAGACGCUCGAGCAGCUUCCUUACUUGACUGCCAUCAUUAUGGAAGCUAUGCGUCUGGCUCCAGCCAUAGCCACUCGCAGUGCUCGUAUCGCCCAGGACAAGGACCUCGUUUACGCAGACUGGCGGAUACCAGCCGGCACACCCGUCGGGAUGACCAUACCCUUGCUUCAUCAGAACGAGGAAGAAUAUCCGGAGCCCAAGCGCUUCAACCCAGAUCGAUUCAUGGAUCCCAAUCCAUGGCAGCUGGGCAACAAGACCUUUGUGCCUUUCGGAAAAGGAAAGCGUAAUUGCAUUGGAAUGUAUCUUGCCUGGGCUGAGAUCUACCUACUACUUGGCUACAUUGUGCAGCGCUUCGAAUUCAAGUUUCCCACAACAAAGGCAGAGGAUUUCUACGUCACCAAAGAUAAUUUUGCCCUCUGCACUCCAUGUAUGGGAGUUGUCCCUGCUCUUGUUACCGAAGUUACAGUAUGA